AUGAGGCUAUCUCAUCGAUUAGUCUGCGGCUCUGGCCUGCGGACCGGAAAUGUGGCUUCCAUCUAUUCUCUGCAGGGUGUCGCUGCAAGCAGACUAGGACAGAGGACCUACAGCAGCAAGUCGACACUGCCUGGGCUUGAUCCGUCGAAGUUGACUAUUGCGAAGACGACGACACCAAAGGAGCCGCUACCUCCGCAGGAGCUUGUGUUUGGAAAAACGUUCACCGAUCAUAUGCUCUCUAUCGAAUGGACUGCUUCCGAUGGAUGGCUGGCUCCGAGAAUCACCCCUUACCAGAACCUGAGCCUCGAUCCCGCGACUUGCGUGUUCCACUACGCCUUCGAAUGUUUCGAGGGUAUGAAAGCAUACAAGGACAAGAAUGGUAAAAUUCGACUAUUCCGACCUGACAAGAACAUGGCGCGUCUGAACAAGUCAUCUGCACGAAUUGCCCUGCCAACGUUUGAGGGCGAUGCUCUCAUCAAGCUGAUCGGAGAAUUCGCCAAGCUGGAGAGCAAAUUCAUUCCAGACUCCCGAGGCUACUCGCUAUAUCUCAGACCGACCAUGAUUGGUACCCAGAGAACUCUGGGUGUCGGUCCUCCUGGCUCUGCUCUUCUUUUCGUUAUCGCCAGUCCCGUGGGCCCUUACUACCCUACAGGAUUUAAGGCUGUGUCGCUAGAAGCUACGGACUAUGCCGUGCGUGCCUGGCCAGGCGGUGUUGGUGACAAGAAGCUGGGUGCCAACUACGCGCCCUGCAUUGUGCCCCAGCUCGAGGCCGCGUCGAGAGGAUUCCAGCAGAACCUGUGGCUGUUUGGCGAGGAGGAAUACGUGACAGAGGUCGGCACGAUGAACCUCUUCAUCGCCUUGAGGAACAAGGAGACUGGCCAGAAGGAGCUGGUCACUGCGCCCCUGGAUGGCACCAUUCUGGAGGGUGUCACUAGAGACUCUGUUCUCCAGCUCGCGCGUGAGAGAUUGCUUCCUGAAGGAUGGGCGGUAUCGGAACGGAAAAUCCGGAUGUCGGAAGUCGCGGAGGCCGCGGAGACUGGACGCCUGAUUGAGGUCUUUGGAGCCGGAACGGCUGCUAUUGUGAGCCCUGUCCGCAAGAUCAGCUACAAGGGCAAGCUGGUGGACUGUGGUUUGAAGGAGAACGAAGAAGCCGGCGAGAUCGCUCUUCGGAUGAAGAACUGGAUCGAGAGUAUCCAGUAUGGUGAUGAAGAGCACAAGUGGAGGUGA
Messenger RNA from Paecilomyces variotii, 1227 nucleotides. Its product is annotated as cytosolic branched-chain amino acid aminotransferase. Gene Ontology annotation, cellular component: mitochondrion. The record is from RefSeq and is a predicted model, not a curated record. Gene Ontology annotation, biological process: L-valine biosynthetic process; L-leucine biosynthetic process. NCBI's taxonomy places the organism in Eukaryota, Fungi, Ascomycota, Eurotiomycetes, Eurotiales, Thermoascaceae. The transcript has 3 exons. Bases 1 to 1227 code for a protein of 408 amino acids. Gene Ontology annotation, molecular function: branched-chain-amino-acid:2-oxoglutarate transaminase activity.